Molecule: messenger RNA, 2621 nt
Organism: Salmo salar (Atlantic salmon)
Lineage: Eukaryota; Metazoa; Chordata; Actinopteri; Salmoniformes; Salmonidae
Product: galanin receptor 2b
Biological process (GO): G protein-coupled receptor signaling pathway
Cellular component (GO): plasma membrane
Molecular function (GO): G protein-coupled receptor activity
Source: RefSeq, a predicted model, not a curated record
UCAAGUGUUAAUGUCACAUGCACAAGUACAGAGAGUGUGUGUGUGUGUGUGUGUAUGUGGGUCAAACUCUGUGAAAGGCUUUGAUUGUCCUGAACAGGUCCUCCCAUUGACAAAAUACCAACCCAUCCCCCUCUUGCGUUGGCACUGUCAAAGCCAUACAGUACAGAGUUCACAUGUUAUUUACUGUGAUUCACCUCUUUCUCCAAGCUCAUAUACCAGCCUCUCCUACAGCACUCUGCUUCUCUCCCUCUAUCUCUCCAGAGACUCCUUCCUGUGGGCUUUGAAUAGGCAGACUGUCAAUGGCUUAGCAGUAGAAGACUGAUUGAGGCGUCAUGCAGAGGCUUUCUGAUGUGAGCUGACAGGAGACAGAGCCAUCCAGAGAGUUUAGACCCAGCCAGCCACCACUGUCAGACGGACAUAGCAGGAGUCCUGGGGAGAGACUGAGAGCCCGGCGGCUAGCUGGAUGCUAAAUCAAUAGCAUCGCAAACGUCAACAGAGGGGGGCUGAUGUCUAUGUUCUCUCCUUUCUUUGGAGGGACUAGGACAAAGGUAGAGUUGAUUGGCAGGACUAGAAAGGCUUGAUUCGAAUUGUGGGAGACCUCAAUCACGUGACUGGUAACAGUCACUCAUCAGUAGUCUUUCAAAGGACAAUUUUUGGAAAGGUAAACACUUCAGGAAAAAAAUAAAUAAAUAAAAGACACUUUCUACUGUGAGUUUCUGGACUAUGGCGAGGAAAAUACUGACUGAGACAAACCCAUCGAAUCAUAACUGACAGGAGGGCAACUUCAGAGUGGUUAUGGUCAGAAGAAUUAACUUUGAGAACCAAUGUAAUGUCAAAUCGGCUGAAUGUUCCUGUUGAUGGCACACCUUAGUGUUAUCGACUCUCCGUUUCAACAAUAAUUCCCACACGCUUUGUUAUCAGUGGCUAGUUGAUCAGUCAUAAGCAGAAGCUUAGUUUUUACAGCUGGUAGAUAUCGACUCAUGGGAGUGUCAUCUUGCUGCUAGGAUUUUGCUGCUAGGAUUUCUUCUCAUCAGUCAUCACUGCUUCACUGUAUCAACUCUAGGCUCAGUGUAAGGACUAAGGAGUAGCCCCUUUAAGGCUGGUCUGCCUGUCCGCUCCAUGGCGGAUAAUGGAUCUGUGUGGAGGAAUGACAGUGGUUCUGGUGACGAGGAGACUGGGGUCGGCAGUGUGGAGCUGGUCCUGGUUCUAGUGAUGGAUGUCCUGAUCCUGGUGCUGGGUGUGACGGGGCACUCUCUGGUGAUGGUCAUCCUGUGUGGUCGUCGUAGAAGAAGGGCAGGUCCGGGGGGUCAACACAACCAGGGGAACAUGACAGGGACAGACACCCUCCUGCUGGCCCUGAGUGCGGCCGACCUUCUCCUCCUCUCCAUGCUGCCCUUCCACACCGUCGCCAUAGCGAUGCAGCACUGGCCCUUCGGGGACUUCCUGUGUCGGCUGGUGAGCUUCCUGGGCGCCGCCUGCUCCUCGGCUAGUGCCUUCACACUGGCCGCCUUGGCCGUGACGCGGUAUCUAACCGUGGUGGAGCCAACCCAGGCCUACCGUCUUCUUACUCCUUGCCGAGUGGCGCUGACCUCCGCUGCUCUCUGGCUUCCCGCUUGUGCCCUGGCUGCCCCACAGCUGGCCUUCCGCUCCGUGGGUGCCCGGCGCAUCGCCCCCGACAGCCUGGCCUGCUUCAACUUCCUGUCGCACAACGGCCAGCUGGCCUACGGAGCCUGCCAAUUCCUGCUGUCCUUCGCCCUACCACUGGGCGUCAUCGCUGUGGCCUACGGCGGGAUCUACUUGUUCCUGUGGCGGAGUCGUAGGGACAGCCGAGCGCCCCAGGUGGAGCGAUACCAACGGAAGGUGACCCAGACAUCGGCCCUGCUGGUGCUGGCCUUUACCCUGUGCUGGUUGCCCUCCUACGGCCUGACCUUUGCCCUCCUGGGGGGAGGCAGCCAUGGGGCCACGGGGUCAUCACCCCGCUUCGGGCCCUUCAGCGUGUUCGCCCGCAUCAUGGCCACCUCCUCUACCGUAGCUAACCCCAUCCUCUACGUCCUCAUGUCCCAGAAGUUCAGACAGGACCUGCUGGAGCUGGGUUGCAGAGGUGCCAGGGGUGGGGGUCAGUAACCGUGACAACAGACAACUAUACAAGACUAGAGGACAUGUAACUAGAUCUCUAAGGUUAUGCUGUGUGUCCAUGACAAACUGGAUGUGGGCUGAACAUCUGUUGUCUGAGAGCUUGUGGGAAGAACUAAACUACAAAACCAUUUCUACCCAAAUCUCACUGCUACUCCAGUACACAACUAUCACACUAAGCUGUGGUAUAAAGCUCGAGCUCCAAGGUUCAAUUGAGGGACAGCACUUGAAGUAAAGAGCCUCCCCACUGUGAGACAACAGUCUAAAAGGAGGAUCUGAACACUGAGAAUCAAAGGCCUCUGUCUAGAGGGCCUCCUGGGACAUGGCAAAGAACAUAGACAUCCAGGAGAAAUACAUUUAUGCUUGUAAAAAAAACAAGAGAAAGCUUUUUAAAGGAUGUGAGCUCUUUUACACAUUAAUACCAUUCUGUAGCGAUUGUUCUUUCUUGUUCUUCUAUGUUCUUCUGAGAUAAAGAGAAUGAAGGUCUA